ACUUCAAUUUAUUAAUUGGUUAAACAUGGCUGAAGAUUAUAUACCUAUUAAACGACCAAAGCCAGGAGAUGGCGAAGAAGAAAUUUUACAAAUGCAAGAAGAAUUUAUGCAGAAUAAAUUGUCCCCCUGUGCUAAAGUUAUUAAUUUACGAACGGAAUAUCAAAAAGAAAAUCUGCAAGCUAAAAAAGAAUCAAAAUUUGCGAAAAAUAGAGGUGUCGAGGCUCAAAAUAAAAGAAUAUCAACCAAUCAAGGGUAUGAGGAUUUUACUAAUGUCGAUACAGAUUUGGAUAACUCCAAACAAUGCGAAGAAAAUAACUUUGAUCCUAUCCAUAAUUAUCUAAAAUUAUCAUCUCAUAUAAUUUUGGGUAAUGUUGUCGAACGAAAAUUAAACGUAACAAAAUUUAAUUUCAAAAUAGACGAAAAAGUAAAGGAAAGUUUAAAAGUUGGAUUUCCAACUGUAUUUGAGGUUUCCGAAACGCUUCCGAUAGAAAAUAUAACUAUCAUUGUGUCAUUUGAUCAGUAA
Molecule: messenger RNA, 523 nt
Organism: Ceratosolen solmsi marchali
Lineage: Eukaryota; Metazoa; Arthropoda; Insecta; Hymenoptera; Agaonidae
Source: RefSeq, a predicted model, not a curated record